AUAGCUACUUGCCCACCACACCAGAUAGGCGAGCACUAGGAUAGAUACUCAAUUGCUCACCACUAGCUACCUGCAUAGCUAGCCCAACCUCCUCUAGCUCUUCCAUUGCUAGCUAUUAGCUCGAAAUUCUAGCGAGAGAAAAAAAACCCAAAUCAACAAGAACAAUCCAAUAUAUAUACAUAUAUAGACAGAUAUAUAUACAUAUCGUAUUAGCCACUUGAUUGCUAAUUACCGAAGCUAAGCUCGUAUAUAUGGCAGAUCACCAGGAGAUGAUCCACGCCGCGGCGGCGCCGGCCAUGUACGGCGGCGGCGCGGCAGCGGGUGGUGCUACGACGACGACGGGGAGCCACGGCGGCGGCGGCGGCGACUGGUGGAGCGCCGCGGUGUCGUCGUGCUCGGCGCCGGCGCCGGAGACGAUGCAAGGGUUCGGCGGCUGGUCGGCCGCGGUGGUGGCCGUCGACGGCGGUGGCAACACGUCGAGGUCAGCUGCUGGUAACACUGCUUCGUCGGAGUCGCCUGGAUCGCUCGCCACCGGAAGCUCCAUCACUUUCCAGGAGCCCGCCGGCGGCGUCGCCGACCCGGCCGCCAUCGCCGUGCACGCGCAGACGGUGGCCGGCGGCGGCGGCGGCGGCUGGAAUCAGCAGCCUUUCUUGGAUGGGAGUGGUUUCCAUGGCUACAUGAGCUCAUCAAGAAAUGAUCACCAUACCAAUCAUCAUCAUCAUCAGAUCAACACGCCGAGUUUGAUGAGCAACUCAUCAUCAAAUAACGGCGUGAUGCUGCAAGAGCACCAACAUGACCAGAAUUACCAGUUCCUCUCCAACCUCGGCUUCGAGCUGCUCUCGUCGCCGACCUCGCCGUACGGCGGCGGUGGCGGCUUCCGCUCCUCGCUGCUCAGAAGCCUCACGGAGCCGGCGGCGGCAGCGAAGCCUAAUGACUCGCCGGGGUUUCAGCAGUAUCAUCAUCAUCAGCCGGCGAUGAACCUGCAGCCGCCGGCCGCCGCCGCCGGGAGAGAGCCACUGCAGUUCACCAACAGCACGGCGGCGCCGUUUUGGAACCCUUCCUCCAGGUUCACCGUCGCGGCGGAGGGUACAGCACUAGGUGGUGCCGGAGCAUCGCCGGCGCAGCCUACGCCGGCGAGCCUUGCAGCUAAGGUUAAUUGGCACACACUUAGGGCAUUAGAAGGAGUAGGAGACUCCAGCUCAAUCAUCACGAAGAAGGCGAAGGCUGAUUCCACGCCACUAAAGAAAUCCAGAACCGGGACGCCAUCGCCAUUGCCGACGACCUUCAAGGUGAGGAAAGAGAAGCUAGGGGACAGGGUCACAGCACUCCAACAACUAGUCUCCCCUUUUGGAAAGACGGACACGGCAUCGGUGCUCCACGAGACAAUCGAGUACAUCAAGUUCCUGCACGAUCAAGUUGGUGCACUUAGUGCUCCUUACCUAAAGAACAGGCAACAAGUGCCCCACUUGAAGAACUCCACCGGCGUCGACAACGAUGGCGGCGGCGGCGGCGGCGAGGCGACGGCGGCUAGCAAGAGAGACCUCACCGGAAGAGGGCUGUGCCUGGUCCCGAUAUCGAGCACCUUCGCCGUCGCCAGCGAGACGCCGGUCGAUUUCUGGACGCCGUUCGGUGCAGCCUUCCGGUAGCUCGAUCGAUCGCUAAUUAACUACUACUACUACCACCAAGCUACUUGCUCUGUUUCACAGUCCUCUGUUUCAUAAUAUAAGUCAUUCUAACAUUUUUCAUAUUCAUAUUGAUAUUAAUGAAUCUAGAUAGAUAUAUAUGUCUAGAUUCAUUAGCAUCAAUAUAAAUGUGAGAAAUUUUAGAAUGACUUACAUUGUAAAACGGAGGGAGUAGCUAGCUAGCUGAGAUCAGCCAGAGCUCAGCUUAAUUAACAACUAGUAAUUAACUAGAAAUGCUUCACACAAAAAGCUAGCUAUAUAUCUAGCUAGAUUGCUAAUUAAGUUAUAUGCUCACACCCAUAUACAUGAUGGCAAUAUAUAGCUAGCAACAGCUCCUACUGUUGCAUAUAUAUAGCAGAUA
Messenger RNA from Oryza sativa Japonica Group (Japanese rice), 2043 nucleotides. Its product is annotated as transcription factor bHLH112. Gene Ontology annotation, cellular component: nucleus. NCBI's taxonomy places the organism in Eukaryota, Viridiplantae, Streptophyta, Magnoliopsida, Poales, Poaceae. Gene Ontology annotation, molecular function: protein dimerization activity; RNA polymerase II cis-regulatory region sequence-specific DNA binding; DNA-binding transcription factor activity, RNA polymerase II-specific. Gene Ontology annotation, biological process: regulation of transcription by RNA polymerase II. The record is from RefSeq and is a predicted model, not a curated record.